Messenger RNA from Phasianus colchicus (ring-necked pheasant), 4927 nucleotides. It is a transcript of the gene EFTUD2, whose product is annotated as elongation factor Tu GTP binding domain containing 2. Lineage: Eukaryota; Metazoa; Chordata; Aves; Galliformes; Phasianidae. The record is from RefSeq and is a predicted model, not a curated record. Gene Ontology annotation, biological process: mRNA splicing, via spliceosome. Gene Ontology annotation, molecular function: GTPase activity; GTP binding; U5 snRNA binding. Gene Ontology annotation, cellular component: U4/U6 x U5 tri-snRNP complex; cytosol; U2-type catalytic step 2 spliceosome.
GGAGCGUGGCGUGAGGCCAGGAAGUGAGGGCCAGCGGCCGGAGCUGGGGGGCUUAGGACCUGGGGGCUUAGGAUCUGUGUUAGGGGCAGGUCCCGAACGUGGGGCAUUUUCUGGCGCUGAGUUCUGGAUGUGGGGCUGGAGCUGUCUCUGGGGCAAGGUUCUACUUCCAGCUCUGACCCCAUCCCUUCGCCCCCAGCAUGGACACCGACCUGUACGAUGAGUUUGGGAACUACAUCGGGCCGGAGCUGGACUCUGACGAUGAGGACGAUGAACUGGGCCGGGAGUCCAAGGAGCUGGACGAGCUCGAAGAUGAUGAUGAUGACGAUGAUAUGGGGGACCACGACGAGGACCACCCUGGGAUGGAGGUGGUGCUGCACGAGGACAAGAAGUACUACCCCACUGCUGAGGAGGUCUAUGGGCCCGAAGUGGAGACCAUAGUGCAGGAGGAGGACACGCAGCCUCUCACUGAGCCUAUUAUUAAACCCGUGAAAACCAAAAAGUUCUCUUUGAUGGAACAGACGUUACCGGUCACCGUCUAUGAGAUGGAUUUCCUGGCAGAUCUGAUGGACAACUCUGAGCUGAUUCGGAAUGUGACUCUGUGUGGGCACCUUCACCACGGCAAGACUUGUUUUGUUGACUGCCUGAUAGAGCAGACGCACCCAGAAAUCAGGAAGCGCUACGACCAAGAUCUUUGCUAUACUGAUAUAUUGUUCACAGAGCAGGAGAGGGGAGUGGGGAUCAAGAGCACACCAGUGACCAUUGUUCUGCCAGACACCAAAGGAAAGUCUUUUCUCUUCAACAUCAUUGACACCCCAGGUCACGUCAAUUUUUCUGAUGAGGUGACAGCUGGCCUUCGUAUUUCGGAUGGCGUCGUGCUGUUCAUCGAUGCAGCCGAGGGGGUGAUGCUGAACACAGAGAGGCUGAUCAAGCACGCGGUGCAGGAGCGGCUGGCAGUGACUGUGUGCAUCAACAAGAUCGACCGCCUGAUCCUGGAGCUGAAGUUGCCCCCUACAGAUGCUUACUACAAACUCCGACAUAUUGUGGAUGAAGUUAAUGGUCUGAUCAGCAUGUAUUCCACCGACGAGAACCUCGUCCUGUCUCCCCUUCUGGGGAACGUGUGUUUCUCCAGCUCACAGUACAGCAUCUGCUUCACGCUGGGAUCUUUUGCAAAGAUUUAUGCAGACACAUAUGGAGAUAUCAAUUAUCAGGAGUUUGCCAAGCGGCUUUGGGGCGACAUUUACUUCAACCCAAAAACGCGGAAGUUCACUAAAAAGGCCCCAACCAGCAGCUCCCAGCGCAGCUUUGUGGAGUUCAUUCUUGAGCCCCUGUACAAGAUCUUGGCUCAGGUGGUGGGGGAUGUGGACACGACCCUGCCUCGGACUCUGGAUGAACUUGGUAUCCACCUCACCAAAGAGGAAUUGAAAUUAAACAUUCGACCGCUCCUACGACUUGUCUGCAAGAAGUUCUUCGGGGAGUUUACAGGCUUUGUGGACAUGUGUGUGCAGCAUAUUCCCUCCCCAAAGGUGGGAGCCAAGACGAAAAUCGAACACACCUACACCGGUGGUGUUGAUUCUGAUCUCGGGGAGGCCAUGAGUGAAUGUGACCCCGACGGUCCGCUGAUGUGUCACACAACAAAAAUGUACAGCACAGAUGAUGGUGUUCAGUUCCAUGCCUUUGGGAGAGUGCUCAGUGGUACCAUCCAUGCUGGGCAGCCUGUGAAGGUCCUGGGAGAGAACUACACCUUGGAGGAUGAGGAGGAUUCCCAGAUCUGCACCGUUGGACGCCUCUGGAUCUCAGUUGCAAGGUAUCACAUUGAGGUUAACCGUGUUCCUGCUGGCAACUGGGUGCUGAUAGAAGGAGUGGACCAGCCCAUUGUGAAGACUGCAACUGUCACGGAGCCGAGAGGCAAUGAGGAGGCUCAGAUCUUCCGACCUUUGAAGUUCAACACAACAUCUGUCAUCAAAAUAGCAGUAGAGCCAGUCAACCCCUCUGAGCUCCCCAAAAUGUUGGAUGGUCUCCGCAAAGUCAACAAGAGCUACCCAUCGCUUACUACAAAGGUGGAAGAGUCUGGAGAACACGUGAUCUUGGGAACAGGGGAGCUCUACCUGGAUUGUGUGAUGCAUGAUCUGCGGAAGAUGUAUUCUGAGAUUGAUAUCAAGGUCGCCGAUCCGGUUGUGACAUUCUGUGAGACAGUGGUGGAAACGUCCUCCCUGAAGUGCUUUGCUGAGACUCCCAAUAAGAAGAACAAGAUCACGAUGAUUGCUGAGCCUCUGGAGAAGGGACUCGCGGAGGAUAUUGAAAAUGAAGUGGUCCAAAUAACGUGGAACAGAAAGAAGCUGGGUGAAUUCUUCCAGACCAAAUAUGACUGGGAUUUGCUGGCUGCCCGUUCCAUCUGGGCCUUUGGGCCGGAUGCCACUGGCCCAAAUAUCCUGGUAGAUGAUACUCUGCCCUCAGAGGUGGACAAGGCACUGCUGGGCUCUGUGAAGGACAGCAUUGUGCAGGGAUUUCAGUGGGGGACCAGGGAAGGGCCUCUCUGUGAUGAAUUGAUCCGCAAUGUGAAGUUUAAGAUCCUGGAUGCAGUGAUUGCUCAGGAACCUUUGCACCGAGGUGGAGGACAGAUCAUCCCAACGGCACGGAGGGUGGUGUACUCAGCUUUCCUGAUGGCCACUCCUCGUCUGAUGGAGCCCUACUACUUUGUGGAGGUGCAGGCCCCAGCUGACUGCGUGUCCGCCGUGUACACCGUGCUGGCACGGCGCAGAGGCCAUGUGACGCAAGAUGCUCCAAUCCCAGGCUCCCCUCUGUACACCAUCAAAGCCUUCAUCCCUGCCAUUGAUUCCUUUGGUUUUGAGACAGACCUGAGGACCCACACGCAGGGGCAGGCAUUCUCACUGUCUGUCUUCCACCACUGGCAGAUUGUGCCUGGUGACCCUUUGGACAAAAGCAUUGUCAUCCGCCCCCUGGAGCCUCAGCCAGCCCCACAUCUGGCCAGAGAGUUCAUGAUCAAGACCCGGCGCAGGAAGGGCUUGAGCGAGGACGUAAGCAUCAGCAAGUUCUUCGACGACCCCAUGUUGCUGGAGCUGGCCAAGCAAGACGUCGUUCUCAACUACCCCAUGUGAAUGCAUCUCUGCUGAGCCCAGUGAGCCCAGUGAGCCCAGUGAGCCCAGUGAGCCCAGUGAGCCCAGUGAGCCCAGUGAGCCCAGCACUUCCCCACCCCUCAGGGCUCCUCAGGUCCCCCUUGUAUGGUUGGAGAAACCUCUUGGGGUGUUUGUGCACCGCGUGCUCAGCGCCUGCCCCACACGCAGUACAGCCUGGGCACUGAUGCUUUGUGUGUUAUCAAAGCUCUGUGUGCAGUGAGGAGGUUUUCCCUUUAGAUCUGCUGUCUGCAGGUACACAGGUGUGGUUUGGGCUGCAACGUAUCAGCUUGAGCUGAAUGUUUGGACUCCUGGGCUGUAAGGCUGCUGGGUCAGCUCCCUGCUUUUGGCAGCGCUGCCCAAGGGUGCUCUGCCUUCCUUUGGGGCAGGCGCAGUGAGGGCAGGGGCUGUUCCUACCAGCCUUCCCAGGAAAAGGGGCAAGUCUGGAUUUUACCCUUUUUUUGUACAUGUUUUUGGAACCCUGGUAAACAUUGAAUACAAACUUCCACCCAAAGCUCAGUCUGAUCCUUUUGGCAGACAGGAGAGGGUACAGUGCCCUGGUUGCCCCCACCCCAGCACUGCUUUCUGUCUUUGUCACUGUGCCUCAGCCAGGACAAGUCAUGCAGGCAGUCCUGCAUUAAGCUUUCCUUCCUUUCUUGCUAGGCUUUGGCCCACUGCUGUGUUUGCAGAGGCUCCAGAAGGCUCAGCCCCAUUGCAGCAAGGGCUUUGUCCCUGGAGAGUGAAGGACGACAUCCAUCAUCCCUCCAGCACAGCUCUGGCCCCAGAUCUGUGCUCUAGGCCUGGGUAUCAGCUCUGGGGGGCUCUGCUGUUCCUUAUGGGCAGACCCCCGAGUAUCUCCCUUUCUCCCUGCCCAUCCCAUUUCUCUGCACACCCCAGUGGGUGCAGGACGGGGCCGGCAGCGUGGGAAGCGGUCAGUUCUCACACAGGAUGCUCCCAGUGGGAUCGCAGCUGGAAAACACUGACCUGCAACAGCCGGCCCCACAUGCGGGGUGGAAAUUUUCCACGGAUGCAGUCAUUCCAUGGGAAUGGGGAAUGUGUGCGGGACGGGGGUGGGGGCUGGAAUUCCUCCUUGUCUGCCUGGCCGUGGGGUGGUGCAGUGGUAAACUGAGGCACAGCAGCAUGGGGAGCUGGGAGCAGGGCUCUGUGCAUGGCCUGAGUUCAGCAGGGCUCGGCAGUGGGGCAGUAGGAACACGGGGCACGCAGUAUUAGCAGUGGGGCCCCUCUGCAGUUGGACCAUCAGCUGGGAUGGGGCCCCACAUUGGCCCCAUUGGUGCAGCACUCACAGCCCCAGUGGGGUUGUGAGGUGCUGAACAAUGGGGUGAGCCCCAUCCCGUUCCCAGUGUUCCUGUCCCCAACCUGUCCCCAUAUCUCUGUUUCCAGUCUCCAUGUCCCAAUGUUCCUGUCUCCAUGUCCCCAUUCUGAUCCCAUUCCCAGUGUCCCUGUCCUUGCCGUGUCCCUGUCCUCACAUCCCAUCCUCAUCCUAUUCUCAGUGUCCCUGUCCUCAUCUUAUUCCCAGCAUUCCUUUCCCCAACCUGUCUUCGUAUCCCUGUCCCCAUAUCCCCAUUCCCAAUGUCCUUGUCCCCAUAUCCCCAUCCCACCCCAUGUCCCUAUCCUCAUGUCCCUAUUCCCAUUCCCAGUGUCCCUGCCCCCAACCUGUCCCCAUGUUUUCAGUGUCCCUCUCCCCCCCAUCCCUCACCCCAUUCACAGUCUUUGUCCCUCUGUCCUUGUCCCCCACUUCCCACCCUAUUCCCAGUGUCCCUGCCCCCAACCUGUCC